CAGGUAAGAAAUUUAUCUCUAUGACUUGCUAGAGCUCAUUAAGAGUAACAUAAAGAUUUAUAUUUAUAUCUGAGAGCAUCUUUCUGAUGACUUCAUCUUUCUUAUUUUCAGGUCAUGAACCUCAAUUGUUCCCUGUGGCAGGACAACAGCAUGUCUGUGAAACGCUUUGCAUUUGCCAGAUUCUCUGAGGUCACUGAACAGUGUUUCCUUUUAUUUACCCUCAUCCUACUCAUGUUCUUAGCAUCACUGACAGGCAAUGCUCUCAUAGCCCUUGCCAUCUGGACCAACCCGGUCCUCCAUACCCCCAUGUACUUCUUCCUGGCCAACUUGUCUCUCUUGGAGAUUGGCUACACUUGCUCUGUCGUACCCAAGAUGCUGCAGAGCCUUGUGAGUGAGGCCCGAGGAAUCUCUCGGGAGGGUUGUGCUACACAGAUGUUCUUCUUUGCACUAUUUGGUAUCAGUGAGUGCUGUCUUUUGGCAGCCAUGGCUUUUGACCGCUAUAUGGCCAUAUGCUCCCCACUUCAUUAUGCAACACGUAUGAGUCAUGGACUGUGUGUCCGUUUGGCGGUGGUUUCUUGGGGAGUGGGAUGCAUGGCAGGCUUGGGCCAGACCAACUACAUUUUCUCCUUGGACUUCUGUGGCCCCUGUGAAAUCGACCACUUCUUCUGUGAC
Molecule: messenger RNA, 672 nt
Organism: Vicugna pacos (alpaca)
Lineage: Eukaryota; Metazoa; Chordata; Mammalia; Artiodactyla; Camelidae
Product: olfactory receptor 10C1-like
Biological process (GO): G protein-coupled receptor signaling pathway
Cellular component (GO): membrane
Molecular function (GO): G protein-coupled receptor activity; olfactory receptor activity
Source: RefSeq, a predicted model, not a curated record